This is a messenger RNA of Drosophila teissieri, 947 nucleotides long. RefSeq names its product amnesiac neuropeptides. Lineage: Eukaryota; Metazoa; Arthropoda; Insecta; Diptera; Drosophilidae. The record is from RefSeq and is a predicted model, not a curated record.
UUUAAAUAAUAAAUGAUUUAUUUAUUUUUCGGUUUGUUUUUGUUUUGAUUUCCACCAGGCUGAUGCAUUUUGCUGCCCACUUUUGCGAGAAAACGCCGAACUAAUCGCUUUCGUUAUAUGUAUUUAUUAUUAUUUUUUGUUGCUUUUUGCAUGUCACCAACAGAAACAGAAAAAAAAAAAAAACGAAACACACUGAAAAACGCGCGCGUACACUUGUAUGUGAAUAUGUGUUGGUAUUGGCGCGCGUGUGAGUGUGUGCGAAUUUGCAAGAGACGGGGCGUAUGAGCAAUGCCGUGGCGAAAACUUUGCCACUUUUGUUGUCUGCGACGAAAGCAAAAACAGCGAGACACCGUAAAAAAAGACAAGUAAUAUAAACACAGCUUUACAUGCGCAGUUUUUGUUGUUGUUUUUAUCCGGCUGCUGUGGCGUUGCACUGCGUAUUACUGUUUUUUCCUCUUUUUUUUUUACUUUUUAGAGCGUCCGCGUUGCGGCGACGCGUUGUAAGCGGUUCGAAAGGUAGCGCAGCACUGGCGCUCUGCCGCCAAUUCGAUCAGCUGAGCGCCAGCCGAGAGCGAGCCGAAGAGUGCCGAACGACGCAGCUCGCUCUCCGCCCUACCACUACCACUACCACUGCUCUACCACUCAGUAGCUGUGCGCUGGUGUGCUGUAAACGCUUUUACAUUCCGCGCCCGAAUUUUUCGUGCUUUUCCCGUGUUUUCCCUGUGGGCCAUCGUUUCGCUGCUGCUCGGUCUCGGUUUGGGCCAACACUUGUCGCCUCUUGGCCAUUAUGCAACGACAGCGAAACGAAGGUGCUCACGACGGGCUCGAAGUGGCCAGGCUGCUCUCUGAUUGGUCGGUGGUCGGCGCCACGAGGCCACCCGAAGUGCGCGCUCUCUUGCGAGAACUCGUUAGCUCUCUCCGCCGCUCUUUUGGGAGAAAUGCGAUAG